Jaculus jaculus (lesser Egyptian jerboa) is the source of this 2551-nucleotide messenger RNA. It is a transcript of the gene Misp3, whose product is annotated as MISP family member 3. Lineage: Eukaryota; Metazoa; Chordata; Mammalia; Rodentia; Dipodidae. The transcript has 8 exons. The coding region runs from base 561 to 1196 and encodes 211 amino acids. The record is from RefSeq and is a predicted model, not a curated record.
CUGCCCUCAGGGGCAGUUCUUUAGAGGACAGAGGCGGGUCAGAGAAGCGGCCAGUGCAGGUGACGCCUCACAACCGCGGGCAGCGACAAGCCGCCACAGGUGCUGCGCAGGGCACCGGGGUCCUGGGCAUCACAAGGCCAGCUCCGAGAGCUGACGCUGCUUCCAAACUGCUCCUGACUCUGGCAUCAUCGAGUCCCCAGGAACGGAGAGAGAGAGGAGCCCUGGGGGUUGUGGGCAGAGAGGGAAGUCCUUCCCUGAGCAGGACACGGAGUUCCCCAGGCCAGGCGGUGAGGUUUUGCGUGUCCUCCGGAGCGCAGGACAUUCAGAUCACGAAACAAGAGAGCGAAGUUCCACGGGUGCCAGCGCAGCCUGCAGAUCCAGGUAGCGACGACCCUGGGCAGCCUUGGCAAGCAGAGCGCGGUGGUAGCGGGGUUGUCAGUCCUUCCCUCGGCUCGGACACUUCCUCGUCCAGCCCUGAAGCACCUCGACUGCGCUUUUUUUUGCCUCCCCCCUUCCCUCCACGGUGCCCAGCGGAGCGCCACGGGAGCCCGCGGAGUUGCAUGCGGAUGGAGACGCCCAUCGAGCGCGAAAUCCGCCGCAGCUGCGAGCGGGAGGCGAGCCUGCGCCGGAGCCGGGGUCUGAGCCCGGUGCGCUCGGGUCUGGAGCUGGUCGAGUUGCGCGUACGGCCCGUGCUCAGCCUUCCCGGCUCGGGCCCCGCGCUCCCGCGCACGGUGGAGCGCGCACGGGCGGGCGCGAAGAUGCUACGAGACAUCGAGCGGGAGGCUCACCGGCAGACGGCGCUCGCGUACCCGGCGCCCCGGGCACCCUGCGCACGGCCGUCGCCGCCGCAACCUCUGGAUGAGCUCAAACGUUUCUUCGAGACCUCGGCGGCCGCGGAGGACGUCGGGGGAGCCCAGCGCUGGCAGGAGCCCGGAGGUCGUCGGCGCUCCGCCGUGCAGAGCCGCUGCCCGGCGUUGGAGCGCGCGUCCCUGCUGGAGCUGGAGGUGCGCGAGGCGCGCGAGCGGGAGCGGGAGCUGCAGCUGCAACGGCGCAGCGUCUACGGCGGCACGGCCGAUUUCGAGGAGCCCGCGCCCAGCCUCACCGCCAGCAAGGGCGAUGGAAAGUUGGCGGUGACCUGGCCCCCUCCCCGCAGAAAUGCCUCGGAGAACGGCCUGGAGCAGGAGCGCAAACCUUGAGGUUUGAAUAGGAUGGGACCCCCCCAACCCCCGGCCGGAAGUCAUACGCCCUUCUGAGGGUCUCCAGAAGGUCUAGGGAGAGAAUUCAAGCCUCGGCACUGGGAACCCUGAAACCCAGCCUAUCCCGUGAUUUUGGCUUUGUGAAAAAUGUUCUGGUCUUUCAUAAAACUGUUUAUAGCCUACCCUGGGAAAGUGACCGCCACCCUCAAAUUUUGUGUCGGCGGACAGGGUGCACGUGCCAGCUCCGGAAGGGUCCCCUGGGAAAGCGAGGUCUCGGCUUGUCCAUUUCCCUCCCCCCCCACCCUCUCUCUGACCUCAGCUUGGGGAGUUUGGGACUGUCAAGGUCCACCUCCCACUUUGCUUCCAAGGUUCAAGACCCCGGUGCAACCCACGUAGCGCUCGGAGGUCCGGCCGGGCCUGCUUGACCCAGGAGGAUCUGUACCAGCAGAAUCCAGCCAGUGGAAUAGACCUUCAAGGGCUGUUAUCCGUGGUCUGCACCAAGCACUUUUCAGGGCACAAUAAAAUGUGACGGGUACUUGGAAGGGGAAGCCAAGGUCAUCCUCCGCUGGCCCUAGGGGCACCCACCGGCCGAUGGACCACAGCUUCUGGAUCUGCGGGCACGCGUUGGCUGGACCCUGAUUGGCAUCCUCCCAUCUUCUGGAGUGGUCUCCAGGUUCCAGCGUAUCUUCUUGUAGAGGUAUCGGGGGAACCGGCCAGCAGUGUAGGCAGCUGGGGUGCAGUAUCUGAAGAUGGACACUUCAUGGGAAGGGCUGAUGGAGAACCUCCCGCAGAAGAAACAGGAAAUGCUGGCAGGACAUGGGACGGUAGAAGGAAGGGGAUCCGUCUCGUCCAGGUCCACGAACCCAAAGGAGGCGUACAUGAGGACCAGCUGCUCCAGACGCAGGGUCAGCUGCUGGGAGAUGUCCAGUAGCUGCGUGGAUGGGGGCAGCAGGACAUCAGUGAGCCAGCCUUGAGGCCACCCUUCCCGCCUCCCCCCCCCAACCACACACACACCAGGGCUGUGGUUGGUAAGGGCCUCGGGUAGCUGCUGCACGUACCCCCUUUCGGACCAGCUCCUGCAGGGUGCCAUAGAUGGGGGGCACGCUCCUUGCCGCAGCUUCCAGGUACAGGAAGUAGGGCUCGCACAUCUUUAAGAAGGUGGGCAUGGCCCUUGCCAGCUGCUCCUUGUGCACCUGGUCCCAGCUGAAAGCAGAAGAGGGCGUGAACCUGGGAUCCUCAUGACCCUGCCUCCGCCCCAUUCUUACCCUCUACCACCUGGAUCCUAACCCCUUGGCCUAACCCCUGUUACAAAAAAAAAUAGAAAUAGAAAACAAACAAACAAACAAACAAACAAA